AUGGAGGCUGAGAGACCCCAGGAAGAGGAUGGUGAGAAGGGCCCCCCUCAGGAUGAGCACAGCUGGCCCCCUGUAAAGACCACCGUUCGACCUUGGCGAUCGGCUCCUCCAUCCCCUCCUCCAGGGACCCGCCGCACAGCCCUAGGACCCCGCUCGGCCUCCCUGCUCUCCCUGCAGACUGAGCUCCUUCUGGACCUCGUGGCUGAGGCCCAGUCCCGCCGCCUGGAGGAGCAGAGAGCCACCUUCCACGUCCCCGAGGAUCCCCCAAACCCAGCCCCAGCCCCAGCCCCAGCCCGGCCCCAGGAGGACAGAGAACAACUCUACAGCACCAUCCUCAGCCACCAGUGCCAGCGGAUGGAAGCCCAGCGGUCAGAGCCCCCCCUCCCCCCAGGGGGACAGGAGCUCCUGGAGUUGCUGCUGAGAGUUCAGGGUGGGGGCCGAAUGGAGGAACAAAGGUCUCGGCCCCCCACUCACACCUGCUGA
Molecule: messenger RNA, 483 nt
Organism: Pipistrellus nathusii (Nathusius's pipistrelle)
Lineage: Eukaryota; Metazoa; Chordata; Mammalia; Chiroptera; Vespertilionidae
Source: the annotation of a GenBank genome assembly